Messenger RNA from Linum tenue, 1818 nucleotides. The record is from the annotation of a GenBank genome assembly. Lineage: Eukaryota; Viridiplantae; Streptophyta; Magnoliopsida; Malpighiales; Linaceae.
AUGAAGCUGUCAAGACCCACUUCGCAUAUCUUAAAGCGAGCCGUGGAGGGUCAAGCUCCCGUCAACUCGGUCAAAGCGCAGCACGCGCAACUCAUCAAACUCCGACUCCAACCAGACCCACACGCAAUGUCCGACGUUAUCAAAUGGUACGCUCUGUCUCCGUCUCAUUUCGACAAAGCCCGUCUCGCCUUCAGCCAAAUCCAGUUCCCGACGAGGCCAGUUUUCAAUCACUUGAUCCGGGGGUUGGCGCUCUAUCAACCUAUGGAUGCGAUUGAAAUGUUCGUCAACCAAAUGUAUCGCCGGGGAAUUGUUGGGGAUACUCUGACGAUGAUCUUCCUGUUCAAGUCGUGCGGUCGUGUUGGGGAUGUCUUGCUUGGUCAAUUGUUUCAUGCCCAUUGUUUGAAACUUGGGUGUGAUUCGGAUUUGUCUGUGUCAAAUGUUUUGAUACAUAUGUAUGGCUAUUUGGGGGAUUGCGUGCCUGCACGCAAGGUGUUCGAUGGAAUGGGGCAGAGAGACUUGGUUUCUUGGAACUCUUUGAUCUGUGCUUAUGCCGAAUGCAAAAGGUUUAAGGAGGUUUUGGGUAUAUUUUAUUUGAUGCAGGGAGCCAAUGUGAAGGCUGAUGCUGUGACAAUGGUCAAAGCCUUAUUGGCUUGUCUUCACUUAGAGGAUCAGCAUACAGCAGAUUUAAUGGUCAAGUACAUUGAACACAACAAAGUAGAUAUUGAUGCUUAUUUAGGCAAUGCUCUGAUUGGUAUGUAUGGCCAGCGUGGCUCAGUGGAUUUAGCUCGGGGAGUUUUUGACAGGAUGCAAGCGAGGAAUACAGUAUCUUGGAAUGCAAUGAUUAGGGCCUAUGUAAAGUCAGGGAACUUGGUUGCUGCUAGGAAAAUUUUCGAGGAUACCCCUAGAAGAGAUGUCAUAUCAUGGACUUCGAUGAUUACAGGGUAUUGUAAAGCUAACCAAUUUUCUGAUGCAGUCAAAACUUUCCAAGAUAUGAUGGGAGCUAAUAUAAAACCUGAUGAGAUCACAGUAGCUAGUGUACUCUCUGCCUGUGCUCACUUGGGCUCUGCUGAUGUUGGGCAGGCAAUUCAUGACUAUGUUCGUCAACACGGCAUAAAAGAAGAUGUCUUUGUAGGUAAUGCCUUAGUAGAUAUGUACUGCAAGUGUGGUGCAGUUGAGAAAGCACUUGAUGUGUUUAAUGGAAUGAAACACAAGGACGGUGUUUCGUGGACAUCUAUCAUUUCUGGGCUAGCUGUCAAUGGUCUUUCUGAUGAUGCAAUUAACAUCUUCUCCAGAAUGCUUAGAGAAGGUAUACAUCCAACUCACGGUACCUUCAUUGGAAUUUUAAUCGCUUGCAAACACUCCGGACAGGUAGAUAAAGGAUUGGAAUAUCUUGAAACCAUGGAGAAGGUCUACGGUCUAAAGCCAGAGAUGAAACAUUAUGGAUGUAUUGUGGAUCUCUUGAGCCGCUCAGGUAACUUAGAGAGAGCUUACGAGUUUAUAAAAACAAUGCCUAUAGUUCCAGAUGUUGUGAUAUGGAGAAUUUUGUUAGGUGCAUGUAUGCUCCAUAGUAAUUUAGGGUUAGCUGAGAUUGUCACGAAGAAGCUCCUCGAGUUGGAUCCUUUCAACAGUGGGAAUUACGUUUUCUUAUCGAACGCUUAUGCAAGUUCAGACAGGUGGGAAGAUGCUGACCAAGUGAGGAAAUUAAUGGGGGAAAGAACUGUGGGGAAGCCUUCUGGUUGGAGCUCCAUUGAAGGGAAUGAUGGAGAUGGGUCUGGUCAUUCUCAUCAUACGGACACUGUAGAUUCUUCUGUAAAAUGA